CCAAGAGAGAAUCAUAGAAUAUAAGAUUGGAGAUCGAAAAUGCUGCAGGAAAUCGCGUCGCCGUGUAUCUUUAUAAAUAUACUCUUUAAUGCCUUAAAUCGCUUGGACCUCUCGAAUAUUGAAGUCCAAUUGGACUCAAUUUCUACUCCUGUGUGCUGUUCAAUCUCUUUUGGUUUUUGGAUUCUCCUUAUAUUUCCUAGUUUAAUGCGCGAGGAUACUACGGAUUUCGGUCAAUCCAGCACGUGACGGUCUAUCCGCUUUUUACGGGUUCAGUUUCGUAAUUUUUGUAAUUCCUAAGAGUAUUUACGGAAUUUCACUGCUUCAGUAUCUCUAUAUAAAGACGUUAGAUCUAGGGUUUGUUGCGUAUGACUAACGCGCAUCCUCUUCUUCUUUGAUCUGUCAAAGUUUAGAAUUGAGACAAAACAAAAUUUUGCAAGUUCAAAGGUGUUGAAACUUGUGCUUUCUAAUCCUUUCUUUUGAAGGUUUUUUCUUAUCUAGUUUAUUUGGAUCUAUGUGCCUUGAUUAGUGGAGGCCUCCAAUUUAAAGGCCUAGCCAAAGAUUUGGUGCCCCCAUCCAUGGAGGUCUCCUGUCAUAAGAGUGACAUGAUUUCAGUAGAGCAAUUUGAAUAUGCUAUAUUAUCAUAUUGGUUUUACUAGAAUUGUGUCAGAUUAACGCUUGGCAGUAUUUCAUCGAUAAAUGGUCCAAAAACAUUUUUCAAUUACCAAUAAAACCAAGUGUUAAUCUGGCACAAUUAUGGUAAAAUCAAUUAGAGGUGGGAAGAGUUACAAAAAUUAAUUUGAUUUAUAUUUUGGUAGACCUAACAAUGAAUAGAGCCAAUUGAAAGGACUAAUUCCAAAAUUAUUGAGAAUAUAUUCUUUUAAAUCUCGUAGUAAUGAAUCAAAUGAAUUAACAAAUAUCACAUAUAAUUUUGUUAGAACAUUACUUUUCAAGUUAGGGGUAGCAAUCCUCAUAUUUAGUUUGAUUUCUUAUUCCUUUUUGGCUCUCUAGGGUGUUCCUUUGGUUGAAGGUAAUUUAGUUUUGUGAUUUUCAAAUGUAGGCAGCAUAGAUGUACGUGCUUGACUAAUAAAUACUUGUACAUGUUUGUGGAAUGCUAUGUCUUGUUCCUUUAGAAAUCUUUACCUUGUGAUAAUGUCUGUAUAACAUAUCGUUGUGUUUUUGGUGGGCAUAGGUAUAGUGUUAUUAUUAAACCAUUAUGGUUAAGAAAAGAAGUCUACCUUUCAAAGUUGGAGAUGAAGCGGAGGCAAGAAGUUUUGAGACGGGUUAUCGUGGUGCAUGGUUUCGAUGCAAGAUACGAGAGAUCAGCCAGAGAAAGGGAGAUAUCGAAUAUCUCUUAGAAUAUUUUGACUUUCCAGAAGAAAAGUUAGGGCUGAUGAAUCCAUAUCAGGUCCCUGUUCCUUACAGAGGGAUAGAGAAAAAGAAACAAAGAAUGUUGAUGAUUCGGCCAUCCUACCCACCUAUGUAUCAUGAAAACGAGGUGCCUUGUCUCAGUGAUAUUUUAGAAGUGGCGGUAAUUGUUAAUGAUGCUUGGAAGGUGGGGGAUUUGGUUGAAUGGUGGACUAAUGAUUGCUACUGGUCUGGAAGAAUAAAACAGUUAGUAGGUGAUGACAAGGCCAUGAUUGAGUUUCCAAAACCACCUUUGGGCGAAGGCACACCUGAUGAAAAAGCUUCUCUCAAAGAUCUGCGCCCUUCUUUGGACUGGUCUCCAGAAUAUGGUUGGAUUCUGCCUACUCCGGGAGGUGAAAAAACUGCUCGCCCUUGGGCUCGGCUUAUUAAAUCUGGAGAUCAAGGUCAGGAAUUAGAGGCCGGUGACAAGAAAGACGAGAAAACUGAAUCGUCACCUAAUGAAUCCAUCUCUUCUCAUACUUCAGUCAUAACUUUAGCAGUUUCAGAUGAACUGAAGGGAAAUGAAAUGGGGGGGUUACAUGAACUAUCUUUGGGAAACAGAGUUUCGAAAGAGCUGGACACUCAAGAAACAAGUAUUGCCUUAGAUGGUGGGGACAGUAGUACAAGGAAAACAUGUUUGUCGGAUACCGAUUCUGGUUUACAUAUGAGAGAGACUCUAGCUGAACCUACGACUGAAGUUGCCAAGGGGGACCCAUAUUGUUCCAGUUGUCCCCUGAAGAAGUACCCAGCUGGCGGAGGGAUGAAUUCAAAUUCCAUGGGCUCCAAGACAUUGGAGUCGACUAUAUUGGACUUGGAGGAACUUGUGAACAAAGUUAAAUGGCUCAAGUCAAUUUUAAAUAAUGGGAUUCCUUCGUCAGAUGCAGCAAGGCCUCAAUGGAAAGUUGUGGAACACAUUGCUUCCUCAUCCGUGCCAAAAUAAGUACAUUUCAAAUGUUGCGAGAAAUUUUUAGGUAUGCAUGUUUUAAGUAGCUGUUCUUUGAGAUAUCUCAAGUAUCACUGCUGGAUGGAGUACUGAUAUGGUAAGUAACUUUUAU
This is a messenger RNA of Olea europaea var. sylvestris, 2459 nucleotides long. RefSeq lists its product as uncharacterized. The coding region runs from base 1214 to 2344 and encodes 376 amino acids. The record is from RefSeq and is a predicted model, not a curated record. The transcript has 7 exons. Lineage: Eukaryota; Viridiplantae; Streptophyta; Magnoliopsida; Lamiales; Oleaceae.